Molecule: messenger RNA, 819 nt
Organism: Medioppia subpectinata
Lineage: Eukaryota; Metazoa; Arthropoda; Arachnida; Sarcoptiformes; Oppiidae
Source: the annotation of a GenBank genome assembly
GGUUGGAUAUGGCGGCCCACCGGAUGGCUCUACAAAAUGGGUGCUCUCGACUUUGCCGGCUCUGCCUGCGUUCAUCUCAUUGGUGGUAUUAGCGCUCUGGUGGCCGCGUAUAUGCUUAAGCCUCGACUCAAACGGUACGAGAAGGGGACGGAUCCGUUGCCGAUGGGAAACCCAGUGAACGCAGUGGUCGGCACAUUCGCCCUGUGGUGGGGUUGGCUGGGCUUCAACUGCGGCUCCACUUUCGGCGUGAGUCAUCACAAAUGGCAGUUCGCUGAGAGGGCGGCCGUCACGACACUCAACGGCUCGUUCGCCGGCGGACUCAUUGCACUCAUGUAUUGCUUCAUUACGAACGGCAGGGCAGAAGUCAGUCCUGUCCUUAACGGCAUACUCGCCGGUUUGGUAGCGGUGACGAGUGGCGCCGGUUACUUCGAGCCGUACGACUCGUUCGUCAUCGGAGCCCUCGGAUGUGUGGCCAACACAUUGAUCGCCCCAUUCCUGGACAGUCUACGAAUCGACGACCCGGUGGGCGCUGUGGCCGUUCACGCCGGUGGAGGAAUGGUGGGCAUUUUAUGCGUGGGACUGUUCGCUGUGGCCGAGCCGUUCAUCAUAGAAAACGGUGGCCUAACCCGAGGCCAGUCAGGUCUGUUCAAAGGCGGCGGUUUCCGUCUGCUGGGCGUCCAGUGUUUGGCUGCCCUGAGUGUGAGUCUGUGGAGUGGUAUCACAACGUGGAUACUGUUGGCCGCAAUCGACAAAAUGAUUCCCAUCCGGAUGUGCAUCGAGGAGGAGAUACUCGGCGCCGACAUCUGGAUCCACAACAUU